This is a messenger RNA of Adineta ricciae, 249 nucleotides long. NCBI's taxonomy places the organism in Eukaryota, Metazoa, Rotifera, Eurotatoria, Adinetida, Adinetidae. The record is from the annotation of a GenBank genome assembly.
AUGAAAUUGUCCGAGUAUCAAAUUGUUUCAAAUCUAAAAAAACGAGCUGGACCCGGUCACCAUCAGGAACCAGCUGAGUCCGGUGACCGUCAAAAACCACUUGAAUCCGGUGACCAUCGAGAAUCAGCUGGAUCCGGUGACCAUCGGAAACCAGCUGAAUCCGGUGAUAAUCGGGAAUCAGCUGGAUCCGGUAACCAUCGGAAACCAGCUGAAUCCGGUGAUAAUCGGAAAUUACCUGGAUUCGGUUGA